Torulaspora delbrueckii is the source of this 2070-nucleotide messenger RNA. RefSeq names its product Rco1p (gene RCO1). The coding region runs from base 1 to 2070 and encodes 689 amino acids. Gene Ontology annotation, biological process: regulation of transcription by RNA polymerase II. The record is from RefSeq and is a predicted model, not a curated record. Gene Ontology annotation, cellular component: Rpd3S complex. The transcript has a single exon. Lineage: Eukaryota; Fungi; Ascomycota; Saccharomycetes; Saccharomycetales; Saccharomycetaceae.
AUGAAGCGUAAGUUAACUUCUGGAAUCCCAGAUAAAGGUUCAAAUGAUGAGAAAAAAGACGAUUCCGUGUCUACGAAUUUGUUCAAAGCUCCGAGUAAUGUUGGCAUCAGCGAAAGUUGGAAUGACAGUAGUCGAUCAAAUUCCCCCGGUGCACAAGGUGUGAGGAGACCAAGAAGGGCUACAUCACAGAAUGUUGAUUACGACUUAAAGAAAAGAAGGAUUAUACCGUCUGAAGAUUAUUUUCGUAAAGAAAAGACCAGGAAGGACGUGUUGGCUGGCAAGGGUGAAGAUAAUUUUAAUUAUCGCGAUGAAGAAACGCAGGAAGAAGGAGAGCCAGUACACAAAGAAGUGAUAGAACAUGAUGAGAACGGGGACGCAGUGUAUAUGAAUGAACCGGAAGAACUUAAUGAUGCAGUGAAUGGUGCAACGGGAUUGCCACUCAGUCAGGGUCCUCCGGAAAAGGUAAAGAAAGAAUCACUAUGGAACUAUAAGAAAAAUUUGUCAUCUCCAGAGUCAUAUAUGUCUUUAUCAACUUCUGAAGGCAAGAAGAAUCUGGAAUUGAAGAUAUACAGGCCCAUGCUGAAGACGGGGAAAUCGGAAUCGAUUACAAGGUCAAGUAGUCUGAGAGAAAGGUUACAUCCCAAAGAUAUUCAUGAUGACGAGAGAGAUGAGCUGAUCAAACCAGAGCCUAAGAAGGGACAUGACCACCACGGACCCAGUCAUAUUAAGAUUAAAGCUACCGUUUCAAAAGAAACAAAAAGCAAAUUAUUUGGUCAGAAUUCGCUGGCUCAUCUCGUGAAUACAGCCACUAGGAGCAGCCCAAGAAACUUGACUCCCACACAGGAGGUGGAGAAUGACGAUUUUUGUUCAUCGUGUUUACAAAGUGGAUCUUUCCUUUGCUGUGAUACAUGCCCGAAAUCAUUUCAUUUCCUUUGUUUGAACCCACCAUUGGACGCUGAUAACCUACCAGAAGGCGACUGGUCUUGCCCACAGUGCACUUUCAAGCAAAAGCAUCAAAACUUGACUCAAAUAAGGAAAAGUGAGAAGGAGUUCAUAAGGACAGAGUUACCUCCAAGCGCCAGACUCUUCGGGAAAUUGCUCUUUCAAUUGGAGGCAAGUAAUCCUAAACAAUUUAGCCUUCCUCCAUCGAUAAAAGACUCCUUUCAGCACGUUAGAAGUGGUUCCAGAGGCCAAUAUUGUGAUGAGAGGGAAAAGGAACCCCUGACAGAGAAACAACUUUUUGGGUCAGCAUACGGUCAGUGCAUCUCCAAACUAGAUAGAUAUAAUCCUGAUAUUCAUCUGGAUCCGGACACAGGGAAAAUACUGAUAUGUUAUAAAUGUGGUACCACUAAGAUGGGUACUUGGGAUGAUCCAGACACAUCCCGACUAAUUAUGAGGUGCGAUUACUGCAAGACUCCAUGGCAUUUGGAUUGUUUACCAAACGUCCCUCGAGCAUCAUUGAAGAACCUGGGAACCAAUUGGAAAUGCCCUUUGCAUGCACCAGCACGAAAAGAACCACACUCUCAAAGAAGGUUGGCAAAACACCAGAAGUUUAUAGAGCCCUACCAAAGUUGUGGUUUCAGAAAUAAUGGAGAAGUCGACAUUAUACUCGAUGAAAUCACCGCCCCCGCCUCGAGAGGAAUGAUAGAAUCUUUAAAAAAGAGCGGAGAUUUCCCACCAAUCUCAUUACUACGAGAGAGAUCAGUUAAACUGGAUUUUCUGGAUAAAGUGUUCCAAGCUAAAAAAGUACAGAGGGAAAAUGAGUUUAAGUGUCAAGAGCGGCUCAUAGACAGACUGAUACUCUCCUCAAACCAAAGCAUUAACGAGAAAUCAAAUCUACAAGAAAUCAUGUCACUUGUCUAUUUCACAAUGGGUGCCGCUAAUCCCCCAUGGAAAAAGCUCUGGGAUUUUAAGGAGCUAUGUUCUGUGGCACAACAGGAGUUGGACCAACAGGAAUUUGCUCGGGAAAAUAUAACAGAUGAUGAGUUGAGACAGCUUUCCUUAUUAGAAAAACUGCUGGAAUCGAGGCCAAAAGAAGAUAUCUGCAAGAUUUUGAAUAUAAAGCAAUGA